Molecule: messenger RNA, 2927 nt
Organism: Hermetia illucens (black soldier fly)
Lineage: Eukaryota; Metazoa; Arthropoda; Insecta; Diptera; Stratiomyidae
Exons: 2
Coding region: 424-2859 (811 amino acids)
Source: RefSeq, a predicted model, not a curated record
UGUAGUCCGUGUAGGAAGUCUUCAGUUUCGAGCCUUUUGCCAGCUUCCCCAAAAUGUGAAAUAUCUUCAAGCUGCAGUCCGUGUAGGUCUUCAACUUCGAGCCUUCUGCCAGCCUCCCCAAAAUGUGAAAAGUCUUCAAGUUGCAGCCCUUGUAGGAGAUCUUCAAUCUCGAGCGAUUUACCGGCUUCCCCAAAAUGUGAAACAUCUUCAAACUGCAGUCCGUGUAGAAGGUCUUCCACUUCGAGCCUUUUACCAGCCUCUCCACUAUGUGAAAUAUCUUCAAGCUGUAGCCCUUGUAGAAGAUCUUCAACUUCAAGUCACCUUCCUGUCUCCCCAGUAUGUGAAUUGUCUUCGGCUCGUACCCUGAGCAGAAGCAUUGAUAGUUCUCGUUCGACUUUGUUACCAAGUUCACCGAACUGCCAGAUGUCUUCAGGCCAAACGGUUUCUACCACUAGUGUCCCUACACUACCCCCGAGUCCUUUCCCAUCUCCACCAGCGUGUGAACUUUCCUCGGUGCAAUCACCUAGAGGCAGCACACCAGGUGCAUUGGGAGGUUUAAGCGAUCCAGAGAAACUCACCACUUCCACGUCUGCAAAUGAAGAUGACGAUGAAGAAAUGCAUGACGACCUUUAUUGGACAGCAUCAAAAGUAAAUGAAGAUAAAGACAAUGAUGAUAAUGCUAGUGGAGGACAAGCACAUCCAUUUUCCAACUGCUCACAUAAUGACAAUGGAAAUGUCCAAAUCAGCCAAAAGUCAGAAAAUCAACAGAAGUCAAAUGGGAUGUGCAACACGGGAUGUGGCUGCUAUACGAAAAAUACAUGUAAUACAAAGUAUUCUCAUGCUACUCCCAAGAAAUCUUAUGAUGGUAAUUUAAGGGAAUUCAUAGACGAAGACAACUCAAAUCAAGAUGAUAUCAUAAAUCAAAGAUACAUUUCCGAUGACGAUCAGUUGAAAAUGUAUUUUAAACCUGCGGGACAUACAAACGAACAAGAUCAAACUGAAAAAGUGGAAGCCGUUCGUAUUAUCCGGGUGGAGAAACAUACCCAAUUACGUGCGCUUUCCUACCGAGGUGUUUCAGUUAAUAAUAUGCACGGUGACAAUGGUCACAUCAAGCACGCUAGACAAUCCAAGAUGCAAGCAAAAGUAAUGGAGACUCACACAAAAUAUGUUUUGUGCGAGAUAGUAAGAGACAUGAAGACGACCCGCAAUCCUUAUGAUGAUUGCACGAAAGAAGGUGCAGGCGACUUUUCCAUCCCCAAUAAAAGUGAAAGCGACACUUUAGCUUCUCAAGAAAACUUGAUGCAAGACGUCGAUUAUUUAGGAAAACAAUUAAACUCCAUUCAGAACAGUUUCGACAAGCAUGAUGAAAAAUAUGAGCCACUUCUUGGUGAGGGUACUGACACACCUUCGCAGACUAAAACUAAUCAAAGUGCGACUAUAGUGAGUGAUACCUUACAAGUGGGACUCAGUCCGAAAGAUAUACGCUGCAGUAGUCAAGCAAUUGAUUCAUUACAUCGAAAGAUAGUUCAUUUGGAGGCGGUGAUUGCCACUCUUUCUAGCGAAAAUAAAAGCUUUAUUCGGGACUACGUGGAAUACAGGAAUAUCCUAUCAUGCUAUCAAAAUGACUUGAGAAAAUACGUUCAGGCAAUAUCAGAACGUUCAAUAAACCCUCGAUUUCAAAGAGAACCUUCAAAAGAGUCUAGUAAAGCCGAAUGGAUUACUUAUUCUAGAAAAGUGAUGCAGGAGGUAAAAGCAGCAAGAGGACAAAAAUUUGCCCUUGAAGCUACCAGAAAAGAGCGCGAUUCGUUACUUUUGGAGAGAAAUAGUUUGCAGAAAAAGCUGGAAAUAUACGCGAAGCUUCAAGAGUACUUCCUGGCACAGCAUUUCGGUCCGCCAUUGAAAUUUAGAGUUAGAAGGCUCACGAAAUCUGCCAAAAAAUAUAAAGCUCUGGUCAAUCAAUAUAAAAGUAGCAACCGUAAUUUAUUAAAACAACGAAAAGAAGCUUCAUCUGCUCUGCGAAUUUACGAAGAGAUACUACAGUUACGUGAAAAAGAGCUGCAAAUGAUAACUGCCCUAGCAACUGAAGAAAUUCAGAACUUAAAGCAGGAAAAAGAGAGUUUUUUGCGACAGUUCGAAAUCGAGAAAACUGGCGGGCGGAAAUUGUGCAGAGAGCGGAAGAAUUCAACGCAAAGUCUAGAGGAAUUUAAGUUAAAACAAGGGGAUCAAAGAAGGGAAGAUGCUAGUGAAUCUGAUGCAAUGUCGGCGGGAAAGAUUUUCCCUGAGAAAAACGGACGUGAGACAACCUAUCCUAAAGUAGGUUUUUCAACACUUCAACAAUUACCAGUUGACGAAUCUUCCGAACGUUUGGCCGCGGACAUCCACCAAUUGCAGGACUUCUUACAAAAUGUCCAGCAAAAAAUUCAUUACCUUUUGCAUGAUACAUUUCAGUAUAGCAAAGAGGAUGUCAAAAACGAGCUGAUGAAAAUCUCUAGAUAUAUUGAUGAGAUAAAACAGAAAAUGAACAGAAUUUCUAAAGAAUCAUGCUUAAUCCCCAAUGGCAAGGAAACAGCAGCACACGAAGAGGAUCCGAAACUACAUGACAUUUGCAUCAAGAUUAUCCUUCAAGGAGUUGGCGAGCUAUAUGAGGACGAUUUUACUUAUUUGCAAUCAAGAAUUCAGAGCGCUAGGCAAACGAAAAAUAAAGAUUGGGACUCAGAAUCCUCAAAUGAUGACUCUUCAGCUUCUUCAGAGUAUAGUACAGUUAAUUUCUCUAAAUAUAAACUAGAAACUGACGAUGAGAAUCCUGAAGACUUGCUGCACAAUCUUCAAUAUUCUGAUGAUGAGAGAAAUAUUUUUUAAAAAUGUUGUAAAUAUGGUGACGUUUAUUGAUGGUUUUAAAAAUGAUUGAGUAAAUUUUUAUUUGAAAA